Molecule: messenger RNA, 1067 nt
Organism: Melitaea cinxia (Glanville fritillary)
Lineage: Eukaryota; Metazoa; Arthropoda; Insecta; Lepidoptera; Nymphalidae
Gene: Coq5
Product: 2-methoxy-6-polyprenyl-1,4-benzoquinol methylase, mitochondrial
Exons: 7
Coding region: 115-1008 (297 amino acids)
Biological process (GO): ubiquinone biosynthetic process
Molecular function (GO): methyltransferase activity
Source: RefSeq, a predicted model, not a curated record
UAUCAGUCAAAACAAAAUUGUCUUUGCAAUCAGCUGUACUUGACGUUCUUUAGACGAAAAUCAAUCUCAUGUAAUUUCUUAUAAAAAUAUAAGUUUUUAGUAUUAAAUAUCAUAAUGUCAUUACGAAGAUCAGUUCUACGGUUUAUUAGUGUUCCAAAACCGUAUCAAAAAUUAUGUAGUGGAAGAAAUUAUAGCGCCCAAGCGGAACCAAAAAGUGACGGAGAAGAGAAAAGAAAAACACAUUUUGGAUUUGAAACAGUUAAUGAAGAUGAAAAAACUAAAAAAGUUUAUGAAGUAUUUGAAACUGUGGCAGAUAAAUAUGAUACGAUGAACGAUAUGAUGUCCUUUGGCAUACACAGAGUAUGGAAAGAUAUUUUCAUGAUGAGAUUUGCUCCGACACCGGGAACUAAACUCUUAGAUAUGGCUGGUGGUACAGGUGAUAUAACAUUUAGGUAUAUUAAUUAUUUAAGGAAUAGAAAAAAUGCAAUGGCAGAGAAGCACAGCAGCGUAACGGUGUGUGACAUCAACCAAAAUAUGUUGAAUGUGGGCAAAAAUCGAGCUGAAAAACUGGGCUAUCUUAAAGAUUCUCCAGUAGAAGUGGACUGGUUGUGUGCAGACGCUGAACAACUUACAAUGAUUCCUGAUGACUCAUACAAUGCCUACACUAUUGCAUUUGGCAUCAGAAAUUGUACGCAUAUUGAUAAGGUAUUGGAAGAAGCAUACCGUGUGCUUCAGCCCGGUGGACGCUUCAUGUGUUUGGAGUUCAGUCAGUUACCGAAUCCUGCUAUGCAAUGGUUGUAUGAUCAAUAUUCUUUCCAAGUAAUACCAGUAAUGGGCCAGCUAGUUGCUGGCCAGUGGAAACCGUAUCAGUAUCUCGUUGAAAGCAUUCGGCAGUUUCCAAAUCAGGAGAAAUUUAAAUCAAUGAUUGAGGAAGCUGGCUUCAGACAAGUGACAUACGAAAAUUUAACAUUUGGUGUAUGCGCUAUCCACUCAGGGUUUAAAAUAUAGUUUAUAUGAACUUUGUGGGUAGUUUCGGUGUAGUUGUAAAAUAAAACGAUUUUUUUUUU